Molecule: messenger RNA, 5582 nt
Organism: Hylaeus volcanicus
Lineage: Eukaryota; Metazoa; Arthropoda; Insecta; Hymenoptera; Colletidae
Exons: 8
Coding region: 578-2947 (789 amino acids)
Source: RefSeq, a predicted model, not a curated record
UUUUAUAUGAUAUGAUUUUCGAAUGACACUGGUACAGAGUUCUUGUAUGCAGUCAAAGAAAUAUUUGUCUUGUAUACAAAAGAAGAAAAAGAAAAAAAAAUUCCGGGUUAAAAAAAGAAAUAUGUUUUAAAAAUAUAGAGUUAAAAAUUUUAAAUGGUAAGGUGGUACGCGUACGAGUAUAUAACAAGGUAAUAAUAAACAGUGAAACAAGAUUAAUUUGAUAUAUUUUUAGUAAUGCUCUAUUUAAAUUCUAAAGAUAAACAAUCGACAAGCGUAAAGCUUAGGAUGGUCUGAACUCUCCCUCCAAACCACUUUGUGUAAAAUCAAUAUUUCUAACAAGAGGGUGAGAGAAAGAGACGAGACCAAGGGUAUCCGCGAAUUGGAGAAGGGAUGCGAUGCGAGUCCGCUUCGGCAACACUAUAGGCAAAGCCUGUUGCUGAUGCCACAUUUCAAAGUACGUUCUUGCGAUAACGAUAACUUUCUCGCUCGCGAUUGAUGAAAAUUCGAUUUUCUAUCUUCAUAGUUUGUCAAUCAGGAUAAGAAUUAGUGAUGUGCUGUGGACAUCAAUCCAGAGAUUAUGGAUAGGCUGACUAAUUGGACAGUUUUUCAUGGCAUGAAUGUAACACCAUCAACAUCGAUACCAGGAGAAAACUGUGUCUCAAAUUCAUCGACGUCCUCAGUUUUAGACAAGUUAUUAGUCGUUGCUCCAUCAUUGAUUUCAGUAAAUCAAGAAUUGAAAUGGAUUUUUCUUUUACAUACAUAUGGUUUUGCGUGCCUCUUCUGUGUACUUGCAUUUUACACAUUUUUAUCUAUUCUACAUUUAAGGUCUCUUAUAUCAAACCGGCCUUUUAUGUCGACAAUUAAUAUGUUCUUAUGUAUACUUGGAGUGUCAAGAGCAACUUGCCUCUGUAUAGAUCCAUAUAAUCUUAAAGACAUCAUGCCCAAAGUGAUCGGAUCUAUAGUAUGGGAUAUUGGAUUUCCCUGUAUAACAUCUGCCUUUAGUCUUAUACAAUUGGCUUUUCUUCAUUUAACUCAGCUCAAGUUUGGACCAGAAAAAAUACAAAAGGAAUCUUGUCUAAGUUUAAUUAUAACAGGCCACUUUUUUUUCAUUAUCGCCAGUGAUAUCGCUCUUACUUCUCACAAUUGUUAUAUGGUAAAGUACGUGGUCCAAACAGUAUUCCUCGUCUGGAGUAUUCUUUUAUAUUCAACAUUCCUACAUGCAGGAUAUAAAAUAAUUCAUUUAUUACAAACUGUGCCAAGUAGUAUGUUAAUGAGAGACAAUUCUAACACGCAUCAGAAAGGUAUCAUGCAACUAGCUAUGUUAGCACCUUACAACAACUUAGCAUCGUCGGUUACCGCUGCCUUGGUACCUACGUUGCUUAGUUCAAAAAUUAAAGAUACACAAGAAACGGAACCUCCAACUUUUACAAUUGAUUCCGAACAAAAUUCUAAAGGUAAGAAAAUUGAAGAGGCCAAAGGCGAAAGUCAGAAUUCUAAAAUUGCUAUUAAUAUCGUAGAUCGACUUACGAAAACAUUCAGAAACGAAGAACAGUCUCAGAAAGAAUCCAAGUCCCCUUGUAAAAAUCCAGUGUCUCAAACUGAGUGUACAGCUCCUGUAUCAACGGUACCGGAAGUAUACGUUAGACCUCCUACACCUACUCCGUCGGCCGCUAAUCUACCUAUAAUAACGGUAUCAAGUCCAAGUCGCAGAAGUUCCAUAGGGAGCAGACGGAGUAGCGAUGCAUCUAGAUGUUCUCGUAGAAACUCAGAGUGCAGCGUCAGAUUCACUAACGAAGAGAAUGGUUCUACGCCAGACUGCCGGCGUAACUCUGAUUUUAGUCCAAAACACUCGCCUGAUAUCAUUAGACAGCGAUCUCCGGAUAGAAUGUCCAGAAGACAUUCUGAAAAUGUCACUCCUGUAGGAAGCAUUAAGGACUUGAGACGAUGCUCCGAUUUUUCUCACGAGAAAAAUAGAAGUUCUCAAUUUGCUGCUAAGCUGAAGAGGAACAGCGACUUCGGAAACAGAACACCUAGACGAAUGUUACCUACAAAUCAACAUCACAGGCUAUCUAGAGUUGUGGAUUUAAGCCCUGCAGGCUCAAGACGUAAUUCAGACAUUAGCGGUCUUAUUCCUAGAUCCGAAUUACGUAGAAGCUCAGACGUUUCUUUUCGGCGUAAUUCUGAACUCUGUCAGAUUAAGCCGUUAGAUCUAAGUCGACGUAGUAGCGAUAUAAGUAUUAGAACUUUGAGUAGAAGUCCUACUCAUGGUCGCAGUAUAGUUUCUGAAAAAAUUGAGAUACGAGAGAAAUCCGAAUCUGAUUCGGAUCAGCCUGACUGCAGUGAAAAGGCAGCACUAAUGACGGAAACGAAUAAAGAUAAAGAUGACGAUGGAAAAAUACGAAAGAAAAAUUUAUCGUGGAAAAACGAAAAAGAGAAGGAAGACACCGAAGAUAUAACUGUCGAGACCAAUUUGCUUCCCGAAAAUACUGCAUCCGAUGGAAAAAUCACGAGCAGCGACUUCACACUCCAUUCAAUAUUGAAUCACAUUGCAUACGUAAAUAGAACUAAAUCUGACACACCUCUACAUAUAUUAGAAGCAAACACUGCAGCGGUUAGAAGAUCACAAAUCCGCCACGUAUUGAAUGUCACGUAUGCAACUGCAAUUUUAGGAAUCAUUUUAUGUAUCACAGAUGUUGCUCGUAUUUUUGGACCAUAUGGACUUCUAGCUGAGAGUGUAAAGUAUGGUACACAACCAGCCAUCGUACAGUACCCGAUACCAUGGCCCUGGUUUGUUUAUCAAACUCUGUGCAGAGGUAUAGAACUGAUAAUGGGUUGGGCAAUGGCAAACAUUACUAAACAACCAUCAGCGAGUCCACGACACCAAUAUCUAGGUGGUUACCCUAAUUAUAAUGUACAUGUGAAACGAGGUAAUAAUCCUUACAUAUAAAAGCAAUAUAUUUUUAAGUCAAAUAUCAAUGAAAAGCUAAAGCAAAUAUUUUUAAAUAUUUAUAUCUUGCGUUUAUAUUUAAAAACUCGCGAGAGUAUAUUAGUAGUAUUCUUUUACGAUUAUUCAUAUUUUUGUACAUCUCAAAGUGGAAUAAUGAAAUCUCAUUUACCCGACGAUAUUUUAAAGAAAAAGCAAGAAGCACAAACGGUUUUUCUUUCUGCCGAGAAAUCGAAUGUCCCGCGAAACGUAACAAUAUUUUUUCCUUUAUAUUUACAAUCGUUCAAAAAUGAUAAAAGAAUCAUAAUAUAGUAAUUUUAUUGAUAAAAUGAAAAUAACAAAUUUAAUAAAAUGUUAUUUAAAAGAAUAUAGCAAUAGAUGAGUACGUUGUUCCAAAGAAGAGAACGUGUGUUCCAAAUAGCAUCUUAUAUAUGUAUAAAAACUAUAUACAUAUAAAAAAUUUUUAAAAACGCUUUACACUAAAGAUGUUCUUCUUCUGAAGAUAUUUUCAUUAAAAACUAUUUUCUUCUUCAAAUUAGAAAACUACUUUUUCAAAGAGUAUUAUUUCAGUCAUUUUUCGAGGUUCAAAGAUAAAAUUUAUUUCGUAUUGUAAUAGUAUGAAACUUUAAAGAAAAGAAAAGAAAAACUACUAUUUCCUAAUAAAAAAAAAAAAAAAAUUCUCUGAAAUCUGUACAUAAGAGGAACAUUAUAGUAGUAAAUAAAUCACUUUUAAGAAGUUUUUACUUUACAUCUACUGCACCAAUUGAUAAUUAGUAGUAAUAAUACCAGUUCAAGAUUGAAGUGCCCUACUAUUAAAUGUUUAACUGAAAUUCUUUAUAACUGAUGUAUAAUCAACUUAUCAGCAAAUGCAAAUUGUAACAGUGUUGUGAUUCUACAUGUGAUACACAAUUUAUUUGUCUAGAGUAGGAGAUCCUUUUACGCUUAUGUAAGUGUUGAACAAUAUAUUACCUUACGAGACAAGAGACUGGUAAACGUGAAUUAUUUAUUAUUGCAAAAAGCUAUACUAUUCUAUUCUUUCUUCUGCAGACUUUUGUAGAUUUUUCUAAUACAUUUUUAUUGAUCCCUUAUUGAAAUAGAUCCUUAAGCCAUUUGUGCCCAGCACUUCCAAAAAGAAAAAAAAAGACAGUUUUAACUACUUCCUACAAUUAUUCAUAAAAAGUAAGAGUUGCAACAUUAUUUUACAAUGUAUUUUGAUAUUAUGUACUUUUAUUAAAUAGAAUAUGUCAAAAACACAUACAAUGUAUCAAGGUCAUUAUUAUUAAUGAAUCCUAAGAAAAUAUUGCAAGAUAGUGAAACAUGUAAACAAUCAUGGUUCAUAAGCCAACUAUCAUCAAACCUAUAAUUUUACAUUAUUUAACUUCACGGUUUUUGUGAUUCUCAAAGUGAACUGUUUCAUAUUCUCUUAUAUUAUUAAAGUAAACUUAAAUGUGAAUUUUCCAAUCCUUUAUAUUUAUAUAAUUAUAAGUGACUUUUAUAUUGAAUUUAAUUAGUAUUGUGACAAAAGACUAAUUAUACUUACACAAGCAUGAAAGGUCUCACUGACUAUCUGUUUAGAGACUAUCGUAGAUCUUAGUAUAUAACGAUAUGUCAUCAGUGUUUAAUGUGCCAAAUAUUUAUGUUAACUACAUUAAAUGUUUAUAAAGAUCGAUCCGUGUGGAUUCGUCUUACGAACGUAUCGAUAUAAAUGAAUAUUUAUAUACAAAUUCAAUGUACAAUAACAAAUGAUAUCGUUUGAGUUAAUACUGUCCGAGAUGAUGGUGCAUAAUAAAUCACUAUUUUUAUUGACAAAGAUUAAAUUGUUAUAAGAAAUACCUGUACUAUUCUCGCAAAGUUCAAUAAAACUAUUAUGUGAUAAUAGAAUCCGAAACAACUUACAAAAAUAUACUAUCUUAUAAGUUACUUCGAAAAAAGGUCAUGUAUUAUACCAAAAACAUAUGAUUACAUACCUAAAUAUAAAAGUAUGUCACAAUUAAAGUAUAAAUAAUAUAAAAAUGAAAUUUUAAAUUAUAAUAUAAUGAAAUAAAAUUUAUAUAUACUUAGUUCUGUUAGAUAGCAUUUUUAACCAAUAUCUUUUGUUAAUAGCCUAAGUAAAAGUAAUAGUAGUUUCUACGAAGUUUUUUUUUUUUCAUUUCAUUGUGAACAAUACUUAUUUUCAAAAAAUAAUUUUGAUAGAAGCAACAGUAUACCAUAUAGUAGCAGUAGGAAAUGGAUGGAUGUCAAAACAAAGGUGUUUAAGCAAUAAAGAGUCAUGAUUACGAUAUUGUGCAUUAUCGUUAAUAACCUCAUUUUUACAGUCGAACUAUAAUUGAGAAAUGUUAAUUAAAUAAAAAAGUAUUUGUUUGCAUUAAAUAAAUAAAUUAUACCAUCAGGUUAAGAUGAACAAAUUCUGAAGAUUACCAUUUUUCGUGUUUGUUAUUUUCUAAUUUCACAAUUUUAAUACAUUGGUAUUUCAAGAAUGAUUUAAACUUGCAUACAGUAUUGCACAAGCGUUCAUAUUUUACAAUUAAGACUUAUUAAAACGUUUAAUCAAUUACUUGUACUUAGCGACACGAUCUCUUCAAUUAUGAUAUUAACGGUACCAUUCACAUUACACUGUACAUGAUAUACAAAUAAUAAU